AAAAAAAUAAAAAUUUGGUCAAAGGAAGACGAAGAAGAUUGAACCGUCUACGCAGACGCCAUUGGAUAUUAGUUUCGAAGAGAUACACAAAGGGGGGGAUCGGUAUAUACCUUAUUGAUUCUUCUUCUUCUUCCUUCUCCAACUAAAGCCUAUCUCGCGAUUUGAUUGAUUCAUUUCAUCUCAUCAAGCGCCAUGGAAGAAACUUCAGCUACAACGACAACGACGACGUCUACGACUCAUCAAUAUUUCUCGAUUUUCACGAAUUACCCUCUCAUCUCCUCCCUCACUGCUUUCACCAUCGCUCAAUUCAUCAAACUCUUCACCUCCUGGUAUAGGGAGAGGAGAUGGGAUCUGAAGCAGCUGAUUGGGUCAGGAGGAAUGCCUUCGUCUCAUUCAGCUACGGUUACUGCUCUCGCUGUUGCUAUUGGUUUACAAGAGGGCUUUGGUGGUUCUCAUUUCGCUAUUGCUCUUAUCUUAGCUUCUGUUGUGAUGUAUGAUGCUACUGGUGUAAGGUUACACGCUGGUCGCCAAGCUGAGGUUCUUAAUCAGAUUGUCUACGAACUUCCUGCAGAACAUCCAUUGGCUGAAAGCAGACCAUUGCGUGAACUUCUUGGUCAUACCCCUCCCCAGGUUGUUGCUGGUGGAAUGCUUGGAAGUAUCACAGCAGUCACUGGAUACUUGUUCACCAGGGUAGCGACUAGCUAA
Molecule: messenger RNA, 705 nt
Organism: Eruca vesicaria subsp. sativa (arugula)
Lineage: Eukaryota; Viridiplantae; Streptophyta; Magnoliopsida; Brassicales; Brassicaceae
Source: the annotation of a GenBank genome assembly